Molecule: messenger RNA, 372 nt
Organism: Dacryopinax primogenitus
Lineage: Eukaryota; Fungi; Basidiomycota; Dacrymycetes; Dacrymycetales; Dacrymycetaceae
Exons: 1
Coding region: 1-372 (123 amino acids)
Source: RefSeq, a predicted model, not a curated record
AUGCUGCUGAAUGAAGUCACAGUUGGGAAGCCACAUUUUGAGGAGGAACCAGCUCCAGGCACACAAGAAGCUGCAGAGCUUGGUGAACCAAAACUGGCAGCAGUAGGGGAGCCAUUGCAAAUGAGGCUGCAGAAGGUACUUGAUCACUACUGCUCUCACUUCACCAAAGGUAUUCCCCAUGCACCCACAGUGUCACAAGAAGUAGAAGCACUUCUUGAGACAGGAGAUGCAACUCCACAGGCUGAAAACCCAAGACCCAUGAGCCAGCCUCAGUUGGAUGAACUCCAAGCUCAACAACCUCCUCAAAAAGGGUUUUAUUCAACCCUCAACAUCACCAUGGUCAUCACCAGUAUUGUUUGUGCAGAAGGCUGA